CAAAGGCUAAAGACGUUCUGACAAAGAUGACUGAGGCCGAUGACGUGGAGGCCUACCUCCACACCUUCGAGCGGGUGGCCGAGCGCGAGUUAUGGGACCCCCGGGAGAUGGCCGACACCCUCGCUCCCUUCCUCACCGGCAAGGCCCAACAAGCGUACCAAGACCUGGGGGCAGCAGAAGCCCAAGACUACCACAGGCUAAAAAGGGAGAUACUAGCCAGAGCCGGUGUAUCCCCCACAUCCGCCGGACAACAGGUCGCCACCUGGGCCUACCAACCGGGGGUCAACGCGCGCAGCCAGAUGGCGUCACUUCGGAGGCUAGUUACCCGUUGGCUCCAACCCGAAAGCCUGUCUGUGGGGCAGAUCCUCGACCGGGUCGCCAUGGAUCGGUUCCUCCGGGCGUUGCCAUAUGAGGCGAAGAAGCUGGCUGGGCAGCAUGCUCCACAGAGCCCGGAAGAGCUGGUGGAACUGGUGGAGCGAGUCGAAGCCACGCAGGAGAUGCUGAAGGCAGGAUCGACCGAGCGCCCCCUCUUCCGUCCCCGGACUGGAGGUGACCGGAAGCCGACCCCACCAGACUCGGCCCAGGCCCGGGGUCCAGGCGACCACGGCGGAUAUGCGUGGACGUCCCACUUCCCGUUUCCGUCUGGAAGGGGAGGGAAAAUGCCCACCCUGCUGCCCACCUCUGGAAAAUCGCCCUCUGAUGUGUCCAUGCCCACCGACCCGGCCCCCACUCCAGCUCGCUUGCCCCAUGGACGGAGUUGCUUGGCUGCGGAGCAAUUAGAAGCCCACCAGGUGACCCCGCCCCUCCGCUGGCCGGUGACCAUUGGUGGACAACCCUGGGAGGCCCUUCUCGACUCCGGGAGCGCAGUCACCCUGAUCCAACCCCGGGUGCUCUCCAGCAGUCACGCCACGUCCUCUGGAAAGCUGUCUCUCACCUGCGUCCAUGGAGACGUACACCAGGUUCCGGCAGUUGGCUUGGACGUGCAGAGCGACAGAGGCUGCUGGGCAGUCACGGCCGGUCUGGUGCCAGAACUCCCCGUCCCUCUACUACUCGGCCGUAAUUACCCUGGCUUCGACGCCCUGUACCAGGCCGCCAGAACCGUCCAGAGGGGGGGCAGAAGAGCCCGACGGAAGGGAACCGGAUCAGGGUCCCGACGAGCCAAACCCCGAGUCCGUCCAUCAGGCCAACCCUAUGCCGCCUGGCUCGGGGAACGGGUUGGAGUAGGCGAGGCCGCAGAAGAAGCGGAUGGGGAAGGUGAGCCCUUACUUCCUGUAACUUUGUCCAAUCUCCCUCCCCAGGCACAACGUAAAGGACAGUUCGGCACCGCGCAGGUCCAGGAUGACCGGUUGCGCCACUGCUGGAGCCAGGUUCGGGUCCUUGAAGGGGUAAAGAGGGGAGAAGGACCCCUGGAAGCAAACUACUUUUCAGUGCAACAGGGACUGUUGCACUACCACACCACGAGAAGGGGAGAAGUCCGGGAGCUGUUGGUCCUACCCCACCAGUACGUGGCCACCGUCCUACAGCUGGCCCACACACACAUCCUGGGAGCUCACCUGGGCAUGCAGAAGACCCUAGAGCGUGUGGCAGACCGCUUCCACUGGCCAGGAAUGCGCAGAGCGGUGGAGGAUUACUGCCGCAGUUGCGAGGUGUGCCAACGCACCUCCCCGGUAAGGCCACCACCCGCUCCUCUAAUCCCUCUCCCCAUCAUAGAGACCCCCUUCGAAAGGAUCGGCCUGGACCUGGUCGGACCCCUGCCAAAGUCAGCCCGGGGACACAACUACAUCCUGGUCAUCCUGGACUAUGCCACUCGCUAUCCAGAAGCCGUGCCGCUCCGCGUCGCCACCUCCAAGGCCAUUGCUCGCGAGCUGGUGCACCUCGUCAGCCGGGUCGGCAUACCAAAGGAAAUCCUUACGGACCAGGGCACCCCGUUUAUGUCCAAGGUAAUGGCAGACACAUGUCACCUGCUGCGAGUACAACAUCUCCGUACGUCGGUGUAUCACCCGCAAACGGAUGGGCUGGUCGAGCGGUUCAACCAGACGUUGAAGCGGAUGCUCCGGAAGAUAGUCGCUGCUGACGGCAAGGACUGGGACCAGGUCCUGCCGUAUGUGCUCUUUGCCAUUCGGGAGGUGCCCCAGGCUUCCACUGGCUUCUCCCCUUUUGAGCUGCUGUAUGGGCGGCGGCCGAGGGGACUCCUGGACCUCGCCAAAGAAGCCUGGGAGGAACAGCCAUCGCCGCACCCUUAUCCGACCUCACCCGAAAAGGGUCUCCGGAGAAACUGCUGUGGGGCCCUGAGCAGGAGAGGGCAUUCCAGGACCUGAAGGCCGCCCUGUGCUCGGACCCGGUCCUCCAUACCCCGGACUUCGACCGGCCCUUCCUGGUCCA
Messenger RNA from Anguilla anguilla (European eel), 2382 nucleotides. RefSeq lists its product as uncharacterized. Gene Ontology annotation, molecular function: nucleic acid binding; aspartic-type endopeptidase activity. The record is from RefSeq and is a predicted model, not a curated record. Gene Ontology annotation, biological process: proteolysis; DNA integration. The transcript has 2 exons. The coding region runs from base 27 to 2318 and encodes 763 amino acids. NCBI's taxonomy places the organism in Eukaryota, Metazoa, Chordata, Actinopteri, Anguilliformes, Anguillidae.